AUGGCCAUUCAACGCCGCUGUAUUUACCGCGGACGUGUGGAGACGCUGCCUGCUGAAGAAGAUGGCCAGGCGGCUGGGCAACCUCUCACAGCCAACUUGUCAUCUACAACCCACACACUCCGCCUUCGAAGUCACGCUAACACAGCAAGUAUUACGCUUCCUUCGUUUCCGCUCUUCAUUUGGGCAACCGCAACCAACAACGCCAACAAGAGCCAUCUGCCCCUCAUCAUGAACCAUGUUGGUCCGGCUCCCUAUCUAGCAGGCCUCGCUUGCAAGGAGUCGCGGCGGCUAAUGGAACAAUCAUACGCCAAGCCCAUACAUAGACCAACGUACUCGGCGGCAAGUAGUGCGAUUCAUUGGAUCGACCUGCAAAAAACGGUCGUCUCACUCGGGGACUACCGGUCAGCGGGGGCUUUGUCGGAUGCGUUCACUUUCGAAGACUUGGCAAGAUUCCGCCAUGUCGUUCUACAGUCAUCACGGUUCUCUGAUUUAUUCGCAGACAGUGCUUUCCACCUUCCCAAAUUAGACAACAUUGAAUGGACCAACACCAGAAAUAAUCAACCAUUUGUGCCUGAUCAUGGUUAUCUAGACAUAAGCUGCCAUCAGACUGGAGAUAAUUGA
Messenger RNA from Colletotrichum lupini, 621 nucleotides. RefSeq lists its product as uncharacterized. The transcript has 4 exons. Lineage: Eukaryota; Fungi; Ascomycota; Sordariomycetes; Glomerellales; Glomerellaceae. Bases 1 to 621 code for a protein of 206 amino acids. The record is from RefSeq and is a predicted model, not a curated record.